UGAUGUUUUCAGUAGGAAGUAAGGCUGAAGUAGCAGUUGGUUGCUGAGAUACAGUCAAUAAUGAGGAGAGAUUGCGUUGGGUUUAGUUAUAUAGCGUUCGAAGGUGUUUAUAUUGAAUUCAGAGCUGUAGUUUAAGCCAGGCGUCUUCAUGUUUUGUUGCCAGUUGCACGAACUGUUAACUCACUUGGAAAUUUAAUUUACACUGAUGCAACUACAGUAGCUUUUUGGUUUUAAAUAUAAUAGAAGAACUGGAGAUUGAGAGAUGAGUGUUUGGUGGAAAAGAGGAGUGGAUUCCAAGCAGCCUACUAAUGUUUUAUCUGCUGAGUGGUCCUAAUACCUGUGGCAUCAGUCCUAGAGACUUCUGAAGAAGGAUCUUCUUCUUAUAGAUGUAUUAUUACAGGUCGGGAUGUCUUCUGAUGAAGUGAUUUCACCUGAAGAAUUACGGAGGAGACUGUACCAAACAUUUAAGAGCAAAGGUCUUUUAGACUCUUUGAAGACGCAGCUUCGAAAUCAGCUUGUACACGAGCUAAGGCACCAGACUCUGAGUGGAGAUGUUCUCCCACAGCCUCUGUCUAGUGAAGGUCUGUCAUUGUUGAGCAGAGCUUCAAACAGCCUAAUUGCAGAUCACCUUUACAGAUGUGGCUAUGAAUAUACACUUUCUGUGUUUUACCCAGAGAGUGGCUUAGAAAAAGAAAAGAGACGGUUUAUGUAUUGUGUCCACAAAUUUCUGAUUCUGAGAAGGGUGUCGCCUCAGCCAAACCUCUACAAAUCCCUGACCUCAAGUAUUCAGAAUGACAGUAAAAAAGGUUUCCUUACACAUUUGCUUAUGGAACUGACAGAGCAUCACUUGAACAAAGAAGGGCAAGAUGCAAGCACUCAAACAAGCUCUACUCCACAGUACAGAGAAUCUAUUGUUGAAAAACUACAGCUGGUUGAUGAACAGUUUGCCGCAGCAUACCCAGAAGUUCUUACAAGUACAUCUUUGGAAAGUAAGCUUGCAGAAUAUCGUAAACAGAUACAGGAACAGCUUCAAACAGAAAUGGAUCAAAAGUUGCUCCAUUUCAAAGAAGUGGAAAUUGCCAAAAUAAGGAUGGAGGAAAAAGAAAAGUCCAGAAAGGAAAUCACAGAAUUUAGACGAGAACUGGAAAAGACAUUUCAAGUCAAGUCUGAGGCCCUACUUACUCGGGAGAAGAAUGCAAUUGAAAGACUUCAGAAGCAGCAAGAGAUUGAAGAGAAGGAGACAUAUCUACAGAGACAAAACCUGCUGAAAGACAUUGAAUUAGUCAGAAAUAGAGAAGUGGAGCUGAAGCAACAGAUUGAGUCCUUUGAACUUACUGUGAAGAUGCAAGAAGAAAAAAACAAAAACAUAGAAGAAGGCCUCAAACAGCGAGAGGUAGCAAUGAAAAAUAUCGAAGACACUUAUGAUCAAAAGCUAAAGAAUGAGAUUUUGAGAUAUCAGCUACAACUAAAAGAAGAAUAUCUAAAGAGAACUGAGAAAAUCACAGAAGAUGAAAAGAAGAACAAAGCUGAAGCUUUACAGUUAAAAGAAGAACUGAUAGCAAUUAAUUCAAAAAAGGAAGAGUUAAGACGAACUCAGACUAGGGUAAAGGAGUUGGAGUUAGAACUGGAUUCACAAAAGACUCAGGUCAACUGGGCAGGGAGACAAAUUGAACUUCUGACAGAGAAACUUCAAGACGUCUCAGACUACCCUCUUUUAAAGAAAGAAAAAGUGGAACUCCUGGCACAGACUGAACUACUCAAAAGGCAGUUGGAAGAUACCCAUACAAAGAAUAAAUAUCUCAGAGAACGUCUAACACAACCAAGUGCUGAAUAUUUAGCUCUGAAUGCAGAAAUGAGACGAAUAGAAAUUAACUUGAAACAACAGCUGGAGGAGCUGGACAAUCACAAACAAAUUCUGGAAAAGCAGUUGCAAAAUGAGAUUGAACGCUGUGCACAACUGAAACUGCAACUUUUAGAAUCUGAGGACUCCAAUAGACGCCAAAAUGAAGAGAUGGAUGAUCUAAAACUGCAGCUACGGCAAACACAGCUGGCUCUUCAGAAUGAAGUCUAUCGCAAUCCUAAGCCCUCUUUGGUUGAUUUUUCUGUUAUUGACUAUACUGCUGACAAGGUUGUACCUCAUGAUAUCUAUGUAGAUGGUGCUUUGCUGAGGAAUCAAGUGGAAGAACCUCUCCUUGCCACAGCUGGUGUUGGACAUGUCAAGUUCAUUAGGCAGACUAGACCUUGCAGCUCUUCAUCAGAUUCUGAUCAUGAAUUUGUAGCUGAUGCUAAAGCAAGAAUAAAGGAACUGGAGAAAGAAGCUGAACACCUUGAACAGGCCUACAGGAAUUAUCAGCAAAGAAUUAUCCAGGCUGGAACUGAAAAACAUUUACAGGCAAAGUCUCAAUCUUCCCCAGCAUAUCGAAAAAUUUUAGGCAGAGGAAUUCUUCCUUCACAGCACAGAGUGACAUUUGCUGAAGAUGCUGUUCCACGUCAGCAGUUAUUACAGGGCAUAGCAAGAGACCAGGCUUUUAGCAAGGCAGAAUUGUCUGAAAGAGGACUCCUUGAUGACUCAGUUCCAGUGAUUAGAAGUAUUUCCCCUCCCAGUAUGUUAUUUUCAACUCCUGUUUCAAAAAUGGGCAUAGAAAAUAUCAACAGACCAUCUUCAAAAAAUGAUGUGACUGAUGAAUCUCCUCAUAACUCGCAUGUGGGUCAUGUGUCUCCCAUUCCAAGAAGUGAAUACCACCCAUCUGCAAAUGCAGCUGUUCAUAAACCAAGUUCUCCCUUGCCAGGUGAUGGAUACAUUUUUCAAAGUAUCACUGAACUUCCAGGAGAUGUUACUACCACAGAUUGGUCUCUGCAGCCUUCAAAGUUACAUCUAGAAGAUCUUGCAGUUACUGAUUCCCUUCAAAUCACUGAUCAAGACAACAUUCCCAAGCAACUGAAGGGUGAUGUGUUCCAUCAGUCAGAGGACAGUGUGAAUAGGGGCUAUGACACCACUGUGCUGCCAUUGCUGGCUACCUCACAGCAGGAUUCAACAUCUGUUCAGGGAGAACUUGAAAAACAAAGAAAAGAGGAAGAGGAGGAAAGAAGAUGGGAGGAGGAGAGGAGAAUACGGGAAGAAAAAAGGGAGCUAGAAAGGCUAGAAGUGUUGGAAAGGGAGCACAGAGAAUUUUUGAGACUGGAGAAUGAAAAGAAUAUGUUAGAAGAGGGAAAGACAGUCCAAGAGGCAAUAAAAGAACCAACUGCAAAUGAAUCUGAACAAAGCAUGUCUGAAGAUGAGCACCUGUCUGCUAAAUGUGAUGAAAACCCUUUGGAAAAGUACAUGAAAAUUGUCCAGCAAGCUAGAAAAGUGGAACAAGUCAUGAGUCCAAAAAAGGAAAGUGAAAAAGAAUUAUCAUUUCUGCAGACCCUAUCAAAUGAAAAAGAUGAAAGCAUUGAUGUGGUUUCUCAUGAAGAAGCAGAUGAUGAUUUUUGGUGAAUGUUGAUUUGUACCUGGAUGACUACCCAAAAGUGUUCUACUACACUUCAGAUUUGAUUCAGCUGUUGACCCGUGAUAUCCCAAAAAGAUGUCAUCUAGAAGAGCAACUGAUAUUUAAAGACUGCAGCCUUGUAUAUUAUGUGUGUCAGGGAGUAAAAAAUGUACACUAUGAAUCUAUUUUUUUGUUAUUGUUACUGUUCAUAAAAUUACUAAGCAUUUAUAAAUAUUACACCUCUAUUAUUUUUUGCCUUAUUUUAAAUCCAUUUAUGUAACAUAAUAAAGUGAUGUUUUACAGAA
This is a messenger RNA of Protopterus annectens (West African lungfish), 3775 nucleotides long. It is a transcript of the gene OFD1, whose product is annotated as OFD1 centriole and centriolar satellite protein. Lineage: Eukaryota; Metazoa; Chordata; Ceratodontiformes; Protopteridae. The record is from RefSeq and is a predicted model, not a curated record. Gene Ontology annotation, biological process: epithelial cilium movement involved in determination of left/right asymmetry. Gene Ontology annotation, cellular component: centrosome; ciliary basal body. The coding region runs from base 407 to 3478 and encodes 1023 amino acids. Gene Ontology annotation, molecular function: protein binding. The transcript has 25 exons.